Molecule: messenger RNA, 2036 nt
Organism: Mytilinidion resinicola
Lineage: Eukaryota; Fungi; Ascomycota; Dothideomycetes; Mytilinidiales; Mytilinidiaceae
Product: HET-domain-containing protein
Exons: 2
Coding region: 1-1953 (650 amino acids)
Source: RefSeq, a predicted model, not a curated record
AUGUCCGCCCUAUGUCUCCACACUUCAGCCAACUUCCACGAUAUGCCAAACUCUCGACAUCUCGCCUUUCUGCGGAAAAUGCGUCUCCUCCGUACGUCCGACUUCAAGGUCAUAAGUUUCUUCGACCAAGACCUUCCCCCAUGCGCCAUUCUUUCCCAUACUUGGGGCAAAGAGGAAGUCACUCUGCAAGACCUACAGCAAGAAAGAAUCACUGCUUAUCUUAUUUCUCUAAAAAUACAAAUUGCCAAUGGCGACACUCUCCAGAAUAUCGAGCCAAUCAAGCAGGGCCUAGUAAAGAUUCUGGGCGCCGCCUCCCAGGCUGAAAAGGACGGCUUCGAGUAUAUCUGGUGCGAUACCUGCUGCAUCGACAAGACCAAUAGCACAGAACUGUCUGAAGCCAUCAAUUCGAUGUACCAGUGGUAUAAAGGUCGCCAUUGCUACGCGUAUUUGGCAGAUGUGCUAGAAUUCCCCAGCAUAGAUUAUGCGGAGAGAGACUCCGCAUUUGCCAGAAGUCGAUGGUUUAAAAGAGGUUGGACGCUGCAAGAGCUCAUUGCGCCGUCCUCUGUGGCCUUCUUUAAUGAAGCAUGGCAAUUCAUAGGGACUAGAUCAGAGCUUGGGGCGUUCAUAUCUGAAACUACUGGCAUUGAUAGAGCGGUUCUCGAUGGCGAGGAUCCUGGUCUAUCCAGUAUUGCGAAGAGGAUGUCCUGGGCAGCUGGAAGAAAGACUACUCGAGUGGAAGACAUUGCGUAUUGUUUGAUGGGCCUGUUCGGAGUCAACAUGCCUCUCUUGUAUGGGGAAAGAGAAAAGGCAUUCCUCCGACUACAAGAAGAGAUCAUGAAAAGGUCUGAGGAUCAUUCCCUGUUUGCAUGGAAAAGGCCACUCUCUACAUCUGACAAUGAACACUCCGGGUUGUUGGCGACCUCGCCAGCGGACUUUUCAGAAUCUCGUCACAUCAUCCAGUUUCUUCGGGAUCAGGACAGUGGCCAGGAGACACACUUUCCAUAUUCCAUGACUAACAUUGGUAUAAACAUAUCUCUUCCUAUGCUCCAAAUAGAGACCUUUAUCGUGGCAAACACUAAAUACGUCAAGACGUUCCUUGCUAUCCUGGACUGUCAAGACACAACCGAUACCCGUGGACCGCUUGGGAUAUACCUCAUUUGCAACGAACGAGGCUAUUACCGUAGGUGCCAUCUAAACAAGCUUAUCCCGGCUGGGACGAAUACAUCAAAGAUCACUGGCGGCGUCCGAACUAAGAAUCUGUACGUUGAGCAACAUGAAGUCGCCCCGAGGAUUGAAUCUACUGCGUUGUAUCAGUUCUACAUCCCGGGGCUGCCUGAGCGGAUGCUGCAAUACGGUGCAGUUUUGGAGGUAUUCCCGAACAAACGAAUUGCGUCUUGGAACUCUGAAACCGGCAUUCUCCGUUGUUCGCGUGGACUAGGUGGUGCCGUAUUCAUCGGUCGGGCAGAUGGAUUCGGCCGAAUAUUGCUUGUCGGUGUUGAUUCCCAGCUACACCCUCAGUGCGCGUUCGACAAAGCGACCGACCCCAACUUCAAAAGUUUCAUAUCAGAUGCUGGCUUCAAAACGCAUCGUGAAAUCGUUCCUGCGCUCGUUCAUUACCGAUCUUACGUUACACAGGGAUCGGAAAAACCAGAGAGAUUUUUUAUUGAAAGAAACUCGCAGUGGUUGGCACUCAAGGAGGUCGAUGUCAACAAAGUGCAUGGUUGGGACGAAUGGAUCUCUGAGCGAGAGGAUAACACAACAGAUAUUGAUUUGGGAGCCUGGGAGACUUCUACGAGACAAGAUUCUUGGUUUUUUCAAUCGAAGUUGGACAAGAUCUGGAAUAAAUUCGAUAUGUGGAUCAGUGCGGACAUCAAAGAAGAUGUAAUUAAGGGCCAGAAGAUGUUUUCUGUACGUCUAAGUAACGAUGAGUUCCAACGGAUCCUUCCGCGAUAGACGAUACAGGCUCGAAACAAAUGGUGGUAGAAGGUGGUAGCUUGUCCAGCUCAGGAAUCCGAGCAACGAUUCCCCAUCCUUAC